Lichtheimia ornata is the source of this 1554-nucleotide messenger RNA. RefSeq lists its product as uncharacterized. The coding region runs from base 1 to 1554 and encodes 517 amino acids. Gene Ontology annotation, molecular function: xanthine transmembrane transporter activity. NCBI's taxonomy places the organism in Eukaryota, Fungi, Mucoromycota, Mucoromycetes, Mucorales, Lichtheimiaceae. The transcript is spliced from 7 exons. The record is from RefSeq and is a predicted model, not a curated record. Gene Ontology annotation, cellular component: membrane. Gene Ontology annotation, biological process: xanthine transport; transmembrane transport.
AUGACGCUCGACACCAAGAUUGAAUCAACGGCAGUCCGCAUGGAGAGUGACUCGAUUGCAUCGUCGCAUGGCCAUGGGAAUGGAACUGUGGAUAACGGAUCGGUAGCGGAUGGUGCACCAUGGUCAUCAAAGCUUCCAAGCAAUGAGAAGAGGGGUCUCAAGGAUGGGUUACUGCAUUACUUUCCAAAAUACAAGUUGAAACGAUCGGGCACAGUACACAUUGAUGAACGACCACCAUUCCUCCAAUCAAUUGCAUAUGGUCUUCAACAUGCCUUGGCAAUGUUUAGUGCUACCGUUUUUAUACUAAGUGAUGGUGAUGUUGGUAGUAGCAAACAACAGGCUCCUCAUGCGAUAUUAUUAGCCGCAUUGUUCUUCUCUGGAAUUGCUACCGUCAUCUUUUUUAUUGUCACGGGAGGUCGUGUGCCAUCCUACCUUGGAAGUUCGGCUGCUGUGCUUGGGGCUUUCCAGUCAAUAACAGGCUUUGAUCCUGCAACAUCAACAACCGGCCUCAAUGAAAACAUUUCAAAAGCUCAGGGUGCUCUCAUUGUUCUCGCGCUUAUCUAUAUUGGAAUAUCCAUUCUGGUGAUUCUAUUUGGCUAUCGGUGGGUCGAGUUUUUCAUGCCUCCCAUUGUUACGGGAUCUGUGGUGGCAAGUAUUGGUGUCCAUUUAGUCUUUUCAGCAUUGAACCAGGCAACAGCUACCACCUUUGACUUUUAUAUGGCCAUCGUCACUGUCAUGUCGAUCAUGUUGAUAUCGGUAUAUGCACCAUUACCAUCCAUUCGUCGCAUAUCGAUCCUACUAGGACUCAUUAUCGGCUAUGUGGUUCAUAUCAUAUGCGGUGUCGCUGGUGUAGGAUACCCUGUGGACUUCACAGAAGUUGAAUCGAUUGCUUGGGUGCGUGGACCAAGGAUAUCAACGCCAAUCAUAUUUGAUAAGCAAGCCAUCAGCACUAUAACCCCAUUGAUCAUGGUCCUUAUUGCCGAGAAUAUUGGUCACAUCAAGGCUAUUUCAUCAUUGACAAAUCAACCCAUGGAAAAGUACCUUGGUCGAGCGUAUCUUGGAGACGCCUUAUCAACGCUAAUGGCCGGUUGUGUUGGAUCAGCACCCUUGACCACCUAUGCAGAAAAUAUCGGUGUUUUGUCAGUGACGCAAAUAUUCUCGCCUCUGGUGAUUCUUGUGGCAGCUGGAGUGGCUAUUAUUUUGGGAUGCAUCGCUAAAUUUGGUGCUGUGGUGCGUAGCAUACCCAACGGCGUCUUUGGUGGGAUCGCUUUUGUCCUUUAUUCGCUCAUUGCUAUCACUGGGAUUCGGAUAUGGGUCAUGAAUCGGAUCGACUUUACAGACCCGCGCAAUAUCUAUGUGGGCGGCAUUCCACUAUGUCUCGCAGCAGCCAUGACAACGACAUCGCUCAAGAUAAACGACUUCAACCUUGAUGCUACAGGAGCAUCGUGUUUUGCCGGCAUUAUCCUGUAUCAGCUGCUACGAGGUGUGGAUGGGUUCAAGCUAUACUACCAAUCCAUCAAGGAACAAUGGCAAAGACGACAUGGUCCCAUAUAG